AUGAUUCAGAAAGACCUAAUCGACAGGCGCAAGGCCUUGCCUGUGAUGAGUGUCGAGCAAGAAAACUUCGAUGUGAUAGAUGCUCGACGGCCGCGAGGGCCUCGAAAAGGCUACCUGAAAGCGUUGCAGUCUCGCAUUUCGGCUCUUGAACAUCAAUGGAGCAGACAACAAAUGGCUGUGGGGGGAAGCCCGCCCGAAAGCCCCCCUAGUAAUCAACAAGGUCAACAUCUCAGACAACGGUCGGAAUCUACAUCGUACGAGGUUCAAGACCAAGUCCAAGCGAACGCCGAACAGCCAUCUAGCUCUCAGUCAUCGGCUGAGCUACCGAUCAUACAACCGACCGUGCCAUUAGAAGGAUUAUCGGCCUUGCACGGCUUCCAGCCGAUCAACGGCCCCUUUCCCUCUACUCUCCCAACCUCAUCCACCACUAAUACCUCAGACCCAUCAAAGCCUGCAGACCUCUUCUCUCGCAUGGGAAAUUUCAGUACAAUGCCUGCAGAAUUUGACGUAAGGGCAUUUGUGCCACCACAACCAAUCCCAAAUUGCGCCUUGUCAGACGGCCAGUUUGAGCUUCCCUCGGAUUUUGGCGUCACGACAGAAUUCCAAAUGCCUAAACUGAUGAAGGCGGAUUUGAGUCACCUGUACUUUGACCGAGUUCAUCUAUUUGCCCCGAUACUCAACAAGCGCCGUUAUUUUGCGCGCGCCGCGCGACCAAUGAGUGACCAAGGAGCUAUGACUUGUCUCCAGCACGCUAUGUGGACACUUGCAGCGUGGUUGGGGAGUCAGUUCAAAGACAUCCAGAAAGACCUUUAUAUCUAUACUCGGGGACUGUUAGAAAAAUGGGAGCUCAACAUGCAUCCCGGGGAUCCUCCAAUUGAGUUAGCCCAGGCAUGGCUAUUUCUGGCCAUAUAUGAAAUCAUGCAGGUCAAUUACGAGCGGGGAUGGCUGAGUGCUGGGCGGUGCUUUAGGCUCGUUCAACUGAUGAAGCUUCAUGAAAUUGACGUGCCCAACGGGAUCGCAGAAUCCGGUAUUUCAUUUGGCGAUGUCGAGGAACGCCGAAGGACGUUCUGGAUGGCGUACUCCCUGGACCGCUUCAUCAAUCUCAUAAACGAGAUGCCGCUGACCCUCAACGAACAAGUGAUUUUCACUCGCUUGCCAGCACCAGAAGUAGCUUUCCAACGUGAGCGACCAGUUGAAACCCAAUUCCUGUCGGAAUUCAUGGCAGGAGACGACGAUGUGCAGAAAGUUUCUCCAUUCGGUGCCUGCAUUGUACUCAUGACCAUCAGUGGUCGCUGCUUGUCACACCAGCAGCAAUGUAUCGUUGAAAGAGCAUACGGGGGCAUACCUCAAGACUUCCUAACCCGACAUCAAUGGCUUGAAAGCAUCGUCACGAGCAAAGGUAAAACGAUGCUUGAUUGCGUUUCAGAUGAUUUAGAUGGUGAGCUCACAGACCCUAUGCUGCUUUUCACAAACAUGGCAGCGCAAGCGACCACGCUUCUGUUGGGUAGGACUAUGCAGUCCGCACUGUAUAAUUACGAGAGCUUGAUUAGCGGAUUCGAAGAGCGAGCCAUGGAGGCUGCUCAAAAAAUAUUACAUUUAUGCCAGAGGCUAGGGCAGUAUGGCUAUUUCAAGAUACAUCCCUUCACGCCAAUCCCCCUCGUCUUCUGUGCAGAAUUUGCACAAGGGCGGAAAAACCAAAACCCCGCGUUUGAAACCCUAUAUAAUUCCAUGUUAUGUAGUCUCCGGGAUCUAAGUGUAGUCAAUAUGUUGGCGGAGACGUGUUUGGCAAAGUUCAAUGAUUUUAACCCCGAGAUGGACACUGACAUGUCCAAAUGUCAGAGCUAA
This is a messenger RNA of Aspergillus tanneri, 1845 nucleotides long. Its product is annotated as fungal specific transcription factor domain-containing protein. Gene Ontology annotation, biological process: DNA-templated transcription. The record is from RefSeq and is a predicted model, not a curated record. Lineage: Eukaryota; Fungi; Ascomycota; Eurotiomycetes; Eurotiales; Aspergillaceae. The transcript has 5 exons. The coding region runs from base 1 to 1845 and encodes 614 amino acids. Gene Ontology annotation, cellular component: nucleus. Gene Ontology annotation, molecular function: zinc ion binding; DNA binding.